This is a messenger RNA of Rubroshorea leprosula, 3417 nucleotides long. NCBI's taxonomy places the organism in Eukaryota, Viridiplantae, Streptophyta, Magnoliopsida, Malvales, Dipterocarpaceae. The record is from the annotation of a GenBank genome assembly.
CACAUCUCAUCUUCCAUACAAUAUUGAAACCAUCAUUAUGAGGGAAACUUUUUGUGCUAUGCUUGUUCUAGUUGUUGCAUUGUUCUUUGGAGCUGCAGAGUUUUGUUCUGGUCGAAACACGAGCUUUAGCUGUAUAGAAAGGGAGAGAGAAGCCCUCUUGAAGUUCAAACUUUGUUUCCAUGAUCCAUUGCAUAUGUUGUCUUCUUGGAAAGGCAAUAACUAUUGUGAAUGGAGAGGAGUACGCUGUGACAAAAAUAGCGGAUAUGUUGUCUCGCUUCAACUCAGGGGAUCAAUAUCUUAUCAACAACCUCAAUUAUACUUAAUUGACAACGUAGAGGAGGUUGUUUCAAGUUUGCUCAAGCUGAGAUACUUGGAACACCUGGACUUGAGCAGAAAUAAUUUCAGUGGUAAUCUUAUUCCACCCUCUUUUGGCUUGAUGAAGCAGCUGAGGUACCUAAAUCUCUCUAAUGUGCAGUUCACAGGAAGAAUUCCUGGUGAACUUGGAAAUCUUACAAGAGUUCGUGUUCUUGAUCUUUCUCAAUAUAAUCAUGGGAGAUUGAAGGUUGAUGAUGACAUUCAGUGGAUUUCUCGUCUCUCCUCUUUGCAACAACUUGAUAUGAGUGGAGUAAAUUUAAGUCAUGCCUCAUCAAACUUGUUCCAGGUACUUGGCAUGCUUUCUUCAUUAUCAUGGUUGAGUCUGUCAGACUGUAGUCUAAAAAAUUCUCACAUACCAUCUCGCAACCAUCCCCUUAAUUUUACAUUUCUUGGAAAUAUUAGGCACUUUGAUAUUUCAUGGAACUCUUUUCAUGGUCCAUUGCCUAUUUUUCUCCAAAACAUGACUUCAUUGACAUUUCUUGAUAUGAGUGGAGUAAAUCUAAACCUUGCGUCAUCAAACUUGUUUCAAGUACUUGGCAUGCUUCCUUCAUUGUCAUGGUUAAGUCUGUCAAGCUGUAGUCUUGAAAAUUCUCACUUACCAUCUAGUAGCCAUCCCCUAAAUUUUACAUUUCUUGGCAAUAUUCAACACUUUGAUCUUUCAUUGCACUUUUUGCAAGGUCCAAUAUCUAUAUUUCUCCAAAACAUGACUUCCUUGAUAUUUCUUAGUCUUUUUUGUAAUCAAUUGAGUGGGAGUAUUCCAGAUGGCAUCGAGCAACUUUCUAAGUUAGAGAGCAUAUAUCUUUCUAGCAAUCAAUUAAGUGGGAGUAUUCCAGAUAGCAUCGGGCAACUUUCUAAGUUAGAGAACAUAGAUCUUUCUGGCAAUCAAUUGAGUGGGAGAAUUCCAAAUAGCAUCGGACAACUUUCUAAGUCAAAGAUCAUAGAUCUUUCUGAGAAUCAAUUGAGUGGGAGUAUUCAAGAUAGAAUUGGGCAACUUUCUAAGUUAGAGAGCAUAGAUCUUCAUGGCAAUCAAUUGAGUGGGAUUAUUCCAGAUAGCAUUGGGCAACUUUCUAAGCUAGAGAGCAUAGUUCUUCAUGGCAAUCAAUUGAGUGGGAGUAUUCCAGAUAGCAUCGGGCAACUUUCUAAGUUAGAGAGCAUAUAUCUUUCUAGCAAUCAAUUGAGUGGGAGUAUUCCAAAUAGCAUUGGGCAGCUUUCUAAGUUAGAGAGCAUAGAUCUUUCUGGCAAUCAAUUGAGUGAGAGAAUUCCAGAUAGCAUCGGACAACUUUCUAAGUUAGAGAGCAUAGAUCUUUCUGCCAAUCAAUUAAGUGGGAGUAUUCCAAAUAGCAUCGGGCAACUUUUUAAGGUAAAUAGCAUAGAUCUUUCUGGCAAUCAAUUGAGUGGGAGUAUUCCAGAUGGUAUCGGACAACUUUCAAAGUUAGAGAGCAUAUAUCUUUCUAGCAAUCCAUUUGGAAUAGGAUUUCCUAAAUGGCUUCUAUUGCAAAAGACAAUAGUCACGAUUGAACUCUCUAAUGCUAGCAUCUUAGGUCCUUUUCUAGAAAACAUCAGUCAUAUGAUGCCAAUGUUGCAAGGAUUAUAUCUUGCGAAUAACCUCAUGAACGGUUCAAUUCCAAAGUCACUAUGCAAUUCAAAAUCUUUGAUGUAUCUGGAUCUCUCAAGCAAUAUGUUUUCUGGAAGUAUUCCUAAUUGUUGGAGAAAUGAUCAAUUAUUCAGUUCUAUUGAUCUAUCUUCUAACAAUCUCUCAGGUUUAUUUCCAAGCACAAUGGAACGACUUUCUUCUUUAUUUGUACUACACUUGAACAACGAUAGUCUCCAUGGGAAACUACAUGUGGCCUUGAAAAACUUCACUUCUUUAGUGAUUUUGGAUUUGGGCGAAAAUGAAUUUUCUGGAAAUUUAACAAGCACUGUAGGGGGUGAGAUCAGCAACCACCCUUUAAAAAUUCUCGGACUCCGAAAAAAUUUGGUUUCUGGUUAUAUUCCUUUGGAAUUAUGCUCUUUCUCUCAAUUACAAAUUCUAGAUCUUGCAGAUAACAAUCUGAUAGGAAGGAUUCCUCCUUUGUUUUGGAAAGUUUCUAAUUAUGGUGAAUGCAACACAAUUGAUCAAUAGAAUGGAUGAGAGAUAUUGGUAUUGGCCACAUUUGAUGGUGGUUAUGAAAGGGAGAUACAUUGAGUAUAUAAGCAAACCCCUACGAUUUGAGAGUAGUAUAGAUCUUUCAAGUAACAAUCUAAUAGAAUCCAUACCAGAUGAGCUAAUUUUCCUUAAAGAUUUGCACAAUUUGAAUCUGUCAUGGAAUCAUCUCUCAGGAAAGAUCCCUGAGAAAAUUGGACAAAUGGAGAAUUUGGAAUCUCUCGAUUUCUCCCAUAAUGGCCUCUUAGGAAUGAUCCCGAAGAGCAUGUCAAGUUUAACCAAGUUAAGCCACCUCAACUUGUCCUACAACAACUUGUCAGGGCCAAUUCCAACAGGCUAUCAACUCCAAACACUUGAAGACCCAACCAUUUACAUCGGCAAUCCUCAACUUUGUGGAGCUCCACCCCUGAACAAAUGCUUAAAUGGUGUGUUGCCUCCAACAACAGCCAACUUCAAGGACACCGAUGAUGGUGCACUUGAAAGAUUGUGGUUUUACAUUGUCGUGAUGUCAGGCUUUGCAACUGGAUUUUGGGGAGUCGUGGGAACUUUGAUUUUUGUGAAAAGUUGGAGAUAUGCUUAUUUUCAAUGGGUGGAUGAUGUCAAACAUUGGAUCCUUAUGGUUGUUACAUUGAAGGUGGAACGAUUCAAGAAGAUGUUUAAGGGCAACCUAGAUGAUUAGUGACUUAUAUAUGGAGUAUGUUGUUAUUGCUACAUUUGUUAUUGAACCAAUUGGACAACCCCACAUUGUUGGGUGUGGUGUCUAGUCUAACUUUGAAUGUGCCAACAUUGAAUGGGCCAAUUUUUGAUGAACACAUAAGCAUUAGGGUUUGAAAAGUUUUCAAUAAUGUAACAUGGGCUUAGUUCUAAAGGUUUCACAAAAAUAAAAAUUCAUAAGUUAA